Messenger RNA from Talaromyces marneffei, 807 nucleotides. RefSeq lists its product as uncharacterized. Bases 1 to 807 code for a protein of 268 amino acids. Lineage: Eukaryota; Fungi; Ascomycota; Eurotiomycetes; Eurotiales; Trichocomaceae. The record is from RefSeq and is a predicted model, not a curated record. The transcript has a single exon.
AUGGAAGGUUUUCCUAGCCCCGUCGAAAUCGGUCGGGUACCUCGCAAAACCUUAGGAUUUUUCCCGCGUUCGAGGCGAAAGUCCUUGUCACUACCAUAUUCUGACGCCGAACCUCCAACCCCCACAGUACCUACAAGACCCUCCCGCAUAGAUUCUUCUUCCUCUUCUCAGAAUUACCAGCGAGAUAGCUCACCCUUUCAUUCCACAUCCUCUUCUCGUCUAGCUUCACCACUUAGAACUGAUCGUACGGCUCAUAGGCGUACCGGAAGCAUUACGCUACAGGGACCAGGUGGUGUUGGCACCUUGGGUCGAGAAGUCUAUGCUCCAGGUCCUGCACAAGAUGGUCUAAACAAAUUCGUCGCGCAACAUCUUCCCAAUCUUUCAGUUCCGCCGCCACCGCCAUCCACUUUACGCAAGUCGUCGUUCGAUUCGACUUCAAGUGUUCUUUCAGGAACAUCAAGCACCGGUUUAGAAAAUUUCGGCGGAGCUAUUGAGGGAUGGAUGAGGAAAAUGGCAUUACGUGCGAAAUCGAGUUUGAACGAGUUACAACAGGGAGGUUCGCUCCAGUCCUCACGUGGUCAAGCCCUUGGUAUUGCGGGACUAGGUGAUCUUAUUGAACUCAAUGAUGGACUUGAAGGAGGCAGCGAUUCUGAAGCCGGCCCACCAUUGAGGGGCAAUGGUCAUACCGAAAGCCGGAAUGGUCGCAAUCGGAUUAUGGGAAAUUACUCACAAUACGACCGCUUCUCGAACUCGCCUUCAUCAACGACUCGCACCCGUCGUCUAGAUGACUCACAUAAAAACGACUAA